Molecule: messenger RNA, 2513 nt
Organism: Thamnophis elegans (Western terrestrial garter snake)
Lineage: Eukaryota; Metazoa; Chordata; Lepidosauria; Squamata; Natricidae
Gene: GPR180
Product: G protein-coupled receptor 180
Exons: 10
Coding region: 86-1486 (466 amino acids)
Biological process (GO): G protein-coupled receptor signaling pathway; response to pheromone
Source: RefSeq, a predicted model, not a curated record
AUGGAGCGGCUUCUGUGCUUCGUCUGGGUCGCGCUCUGGAGCGGCGGUGGCGCCUGGAUGCGCGGGGCGCAAGCCAAGACAGUCCAUGGCGGCUUCUCCAGCGCCGCGGCCCGCGCCAGGGCCGGCCAGGUGGUGGCUCGGUUCCAGUUCCGAGAUCCUCUUCUCUGCCGACGAUGACACGUGCCUUUGCAGGAAGAUGACACGUGUCUUUGCAACAGGAGCCACAAGUGUCUUGCAGGAGGAGGUGGAGGCCAAAAUUUUGGAGCUUUUCCUCCCUGCCACAUCUUGGACCCAACCAUCAAGUACGGGUGAUUGUGCUCUUCUGUAUGUCAGAAUCAACAACGUGGCAACUGCUGUUGGAAAAGAAGCAAAGCUUCAUCUCUUUCAAGCUCAGGAAUGGCUAAAGCUUCAAGAAAGUCAACAGGAUUAUAGCUGUAAAGAAAAACUGGCUAAAGCUCAGCUGAUAAUGAACAUGAACUGCACCGAACAAAAUAUAACGGUAUCCCAGGUCCCUUAUCCAGACACGUGGUAUGUAUUUUAUGUCGACAAGUUUACCUGUGCGGAGACAUAUGAAGACUCUGAAUCUGAGGAUGUUCAAUUUGAAAUGGUGCUACUAAAUCCAGAUGCAGAACGGAAUCCAUUAGAUCACUUUAGUGCAGGGGAAUCAGGCUUACAUGAGUUCUUCUUCCUACUUGUCCUGGGUUAUUUUGUUGCUGCCUGCAUUUAUGCUCAGUCCUUGUGGCAAACAAUUAAGAAAGGGGGACCUAUGCACACGGUGCUCAAAGUGCUCUCUGUAGUUUUGCUCCUGCAAGCAGCUUCAGCUCUUGCAAACUAUCUGCAUUUUUCAAGUUAUUCAAAAAAUGGAGUAGGAUUGCCUUUUAUGGGGAGCCUUGCAGAAUUGUGUGACAUAAUCUCUCAGGUGCAGAUGUUGUACCUGCUACUGAGUCUUUGCAUGGGAUGGGCAAUUGGUAGAAUGAAGAAAUCUCAGAGCAAACCUCUCCAGUGGGAUUCCAGUCCAGCAUCCACUGCCAUUGCCAUAACCGCUGUUGUGACACAGAGCAUUCUGCUUAUUUGGGAGCAGCUGGAAGAUACCAAUCACCAUAGUUACCAUUCACACCAAAGUUUAGCCGGUGCACUUCUCCUCGGGUUAAGAAUUUGUCUAGCUAUGUUGUUAGGAUGUGGACUUUACCAGAUUAUCCGAAUUGAGAGGAGUACUCUAAAGAGAGAAUUCUAUAUUACUUUCACAAAGGGAUGUAUUCUGUGGUUUUUAUGUCAUCCAACUCUUGUGACUAUAUCUCUAAUGUUUAGAGAUUAUCAGCGAGAAAAGAUUAUUACCAUGGGUGUCAUUCUCUGCCAGCUGUUUUCCAUGGUCCUUCUAUACCGGCUCUUUGUUUCCCAUAGUCUUUACUGGGAAGUGUCCUCUCUCUCUUCAGUGACAUUGCCUCUAACAGUAGCAUCUGGACAUAAAAGUCGGCAUCACUUCUGAGAUCCCUUCGGAGAUUUCUUGGCAAUGGUUCAAUAAAGAUUUGGAAAUGGAGCAGCUAUAUUCAGCAGUAACUCAGCUCAAGAAUAGCUGAAUAAUUAGAAGACGGCAUUAUGCUCUCGCUGGAUGACAACCAAUGCAGAAGUGAUUGGAAUUUAUCAGAAAUAGUGAUGAGCAAACUUUUCUUCUUCUUCUUCUUCUUUUUUUUUUUUUUUUUUUGCUAUUUGGAUAAAGACUACGUGAUUUUAGCCACGUUUUCACUUCCAACUUGCCUCAUUUGCAUUAAAAUUGAAAUUUCGAUAAUGAUAAAUUUAAACUAAUUGGAUGGAAGAGUUCAGCAGUUCAGAUCAUAUAUAUCUUGUUUAAGGUGGCUUUGAGACAAAAAAACUGAUGCCGAAGUUUAAUAGGACUUAAACUGUAAUAGGUCCAUAAAAAUGGUGUAUAAUGUUUACAGUGAACAAUAGUUCUCAUUAUCACUUUCUUGCCUUGAGGCUUGGAUGUAGUUCAGUUUUUAGCUUGAUUGCCAGUUGUGGUUUAAUUCUGUGUUUGACAUUUUACAAGAGCAGAAGGGUGAUUAACUAACUCUUUAAGUUGAAAAAAAAAACCCCACCGCCGCAUGGUUGUAAAAGGAGAGGGUUUAUGCCUCCUAAACUGAGGAGAGAGAAAAAAUGAAAUGUGUUGAUGCAGUACUACAGUUUUAAUCCUGAGAGAAUUCGGUGAGGAUUCAGUCAUAAUUAAGCCAUAGCUGCAGAUUAAAUUAAUAGAAGUAUUUCAAAUGUUAGUUUCAGUCAUCAACUACCCAUCAAUUCCUGCCCAAGGAUACUUAAUCAGGAUUAAAUUUUCUCUGAAUAAUUGAAAAACAAAAUGCUCAUUGGAUUUGCUGUAAUUCAAGUUGGCAUUUGUGUUCUGAGCGGUUGCCAUUUUUCCAGCCAUUGUAACAGAGCAACACUUGUCAGUGGUACAUUUAGUAAAUGCAGACUUUAAUUGAAGUGCCUAUUUAUUGCUCCAAAUUAAAAUCCUACGAACAGUA